Messenger RNA from Lecanosticta acicola, 1425 nucleotides. The record is from the annotation of a GenBank genome assembly. NCBI's taxonomy places the organism in Eukaryota, Fungi, Ascomycota, Dothideomycetes, Mycosphaerellales, Mycosphaerellaceae.
AUGACCUCCCCGAUGGCUGAACACGCGCCGGAUCUUGAAGACGUGUUCGGGCCUCACCACAAGAUUGUGAUUACCUAUCCUUCUUCACGACCUAUGGAAACGGCCGAAAUCAACGAUUACCAUAAGCCACACUUUUUCGAGCCAAAGGACAUCGCCACGAGGCACAAUCCAACCGAGCUCACAGACUACACCACUCUGACCCGUUAUCGCCCGCACCUCUCCACCAGAUUGGGCGCUCUCUACUCGCUCCACAAAGCAGCUGCAGACUCGCCCAUACCCGACGAAAGUGAGCUUGAACAUGAGCCACUUCUAGAUCGCAUCAACAGACUGUCAUCCGUUCCCGGAUGGACGAGCCUUCAUGUCCUUACAUACCUCACUCCUGAAGGCCGAUCGAAGAUGGCAGUGUACCGUCAGACCACCGUUGGAGACAAUACGUUCACGCAACUGUACGCAGGAAGCUUCGCAUUGGAAGACGCGGAGUGGCCGCAGCGCAGCAAUCUGUACGACCUGAUCUUCAGACGCUACGAUCGAGCAGAGAUUGCAUUCCAAUUGCAAUUGCAACGAGAAGGAUGGGAAAAUUUUGAUCCUGCCAGAGGAAAAUGGAAGCCACUUCCUAGCCAUCCAAGGUUUCAUGUUGUGCUGUCCAGUCUCCCAUCUGCUUCGACUGAAACUGGCGACUGUUGCCCUAUCUGCAGCGGCGAAUAUGGCGAGGGCGAGCAAGCUCCAGUGGCACUGCCUUGUCAUCAUAGACAUCUUGCUUGUCUUGGAUGCCUCGAUCAGUGGUGCCGCAACGGAGGUGAUCCCAAGUGCCCACAUUGCCGCACGCCAAUUUUUGAUCUGGAGCAACGAAUCAAUCUCCGCCUUGGUCAAGACUCGCAUGGAAACUUCGUCCCUGACAGGACUCUUGCCGCCUCGGAGAACUUCGAUCGUUCUUGUGCAGAUCUUGAUCAGUUUAUGGCGCCGAAUCAAGGUUCUCGCCCCUUGAAAGUCAAUGUCUCCCACAUGACAGCCAUCCUCAACUACUUCCUGGGCAAAGAAAAGGAGAUACCACAGGAAUGCGUACCCAAACGAUUCAAUCCUGUCUACUCUCCAGAAACGAAGCUCUUGGCGGAGGUGCUCCAUUCUCUGAGCGACAAGAUAGAUGGCGAGACGACCGACACCAAGAUGUUCAUCGACCUCUUUGCACGCGCCAUGAUACGCCGGACUCAACAUGAGUACUAUGCGUCCGGAACGCAGCCACGGGAAGAUCAGCCCAUUAAUCCAGCGACGAUACUUACGUUGCGGUCUGAUUCAAUGUAUUUCACAGAGAAACUCAUCACGAGAAUCGUUUCCUUCGCCGCGAUGCGGCAGCAUGAAGGAGGCGAGGAGUUUCUGCAUAUGCAUAAGGGAAAGAUGUACUACAAUCCGAUGCUGAGUCCAGAUUAG